Planococcus citri (citrus mealybug) is the source of this 3894-nucleotide messenger RNA. Its product is annotated as LIM/homeobox protein Lhx9-like. Gene Ontology annotation, biological process: neuron differentiation; regulation of transcription by RNA polymerase II. The record is from RefSeq and is a predicted model, not a curated record. Gene Ontology annotation, cellular component: nucleus. Lineage: Eukaryota; Metazoa; Arthropoda; Insecta; Hemiptera; Pseudococcidae. Gene Ontology annotation, molecular function: DNA-binding transcription factor activity, RNA polymerase II-specific; RNA polymerase II transcription regulatory region sequence-specific DNA binding. The transcript is spliced from 5 exons. The coding region runs from base 368 to 1543 and encodes 391 amino acids.
CUGAACACAGCAUCCCUUUCGACGAAGCCCGCGAAUCCCUAGAGGAUGACCUCCCCUUUGGCGGGCGAUUGUGUAAAAAAUUCGAGUGUGUUAAUUUUUUUCUAUUUGCCAAAUUCUUCGAGAAUAAACGCCGGUAUACUGCGUAAACCCCGUUCGAUGAUGGAGAAUUUUUAAUUUUUUUUUUUUUCGCCUUCGAGAGCAACCGCAGUGGUUUUUUUUGCACACUGUUUCGAUGUUAACGUACUCUUGUAAAUCGGUAUCAACGUGUUUACUAUGUUGGCAACACUGUAGGAAAAAAUUCCAAUAACCAGUUCGUCGGAUAUUGCGAUACAAUUGAAAACAACCCGAAAAAAUUAAAGAGUACGAUAUGUUGAAAGAGCACCGAGACCGAGCCGAGAGUCCGGCCACUGGUGAUGUUUCAAUGGUCGGCGGUAAAACGUCGACGGCCGUUUGUGCGGCGUGUUUCCAAUGCAUCGAAGAUAGAUUUUACUUGUUAGCGGUGGACAGACAAUGGCAUUUGGCCUGUUUGCAAUGUCAUCAUUGUAAACUACCGUUGCAUACCCAAUUGACGUGUUAUUCCAGACAUGGAAAUAUAUACUGUAAAGAGGAUUAUUUCAGAUUAUUCGGUAUCAAGAGAUGCGCUCGAUGCCAGAACGGUAUCUCUUCGAGGGAGCUGGUAAUGCGAGCUCGAGAUGACGUCUACCACGUGCACUGCUUCACCUGCGCAUCCUGCGGAGUACGUCUGGCCAAAGGUGACCACUUCGGUGUACGCGACGGUCUCAUAUACUGCAGACCGCAUUACGAAACAUUACGCCAUAGAGAUUACUUCGGGCCCGUUGAACUGGAGCCUUUAAGCCCCGGAGCAUUCUGGAAUAAUGGAUAUGGCAACGAGAGCAUCAAAGGUAGACCAAGAAAACGUAAAAUCGAGUAUAUGCCCGAAGACGUGGCAACAGAUUUGACCAUGAUGAAGAUACCCAAUGUUGUUACAGGUUCACCCUCCGACCACACUCUCGGCGUAAUCAGCAACUCAUCGCUAUGCGUCGAAAUGUUACAUUCCAGAGACCUUUCCUCCUCAAUGGAAUCCCUAGCUUACGACUCGAGCAGCACAACAUCCCCAAACAGUAUCCAUCCCAGUGCCCAAGUCGGUGGUCCACCUCAACGCACCAAACGAAUGCGCACCUCGUUCAAACACCAUCAACUGCGGACCAUGAAAUCGUACUUCAACGUUAAUCAAAAUCCAGACGCCAAAGAUCUGAAACAACUCGCUCAAAAGACUGGACUCUCCAAAAGAGUGCUUCAGGUUUGGUUUCAGAACGCUAGAGCUAAAUGGAGACGGAACAUGAUGCGUCAAGAGUCAUCCCAAGCUGCAAAUGGUAUCAGUUUAUUACCUCCCAGUGGAUCAGUCAAUGGUAUAAGGAACGAGGACGCAGGCAAUGGCCUCAUGUCCAGAGAACCUAGUGGUAUCGAUGUUGAAGAGUAUAAUCGACAAAGACAGCAGCCAACUAAUUCUAGUCAAUCUUUACAUUUCGAAGAAUUAUAUUGAGCAGAGUUACCCCAUCUCCAUUUUUAACGCAUGUGCGCAUUUUAAACAUAUUUUGUGUACUGUGUGAAAUGGCGACAUUAUGCAUUUAUAUUGUACAGUAGCGCAUCGAGGGUUUACCUGUGUUGGGAAAAGCAUUGGUUAUUGAAUAGAUUUGAAGGAAAUUCGACUCAGACUCGAGAUUUUGUCGAAAUUUUAGAGGACAGAUUGAAAAUAGAAUUCAUUUUGAGUCAGCAUGUUCUAUGAAAAUUGUAGAAAUUUUCUACAAUGUGUCUCAAUAGUGUCUAUCUGGAGUACAAAUGCUCUGAUCGCGAAACGGACCUCAUUUUCGAGUUCAGCGACCUCGAAAACCUUGAAAUCGAUAUGCAUGAAAGAUUUUUAUCAUUUUUUAAGGUGCUUCACCCCCUCCCCACCCAAUUUUCACCCCCGACAUAUUCUACUAUUGAAUUUAAACCAAGAAGAACAAAAUUUUUCAAUGUUCAAUUCGCACCUCGGGAGUAAUAAGGUGACAUCUCAAAAAAGUGAAAUUUUACAGGAGAGUGAUUUUCUUAUUUUUUUAAACUUGAUUCAUUAUUUUUAUCAACUUAUAAUUAAUUGUGAGGAAUGAAUAGCACCUCAUUUUAAAGAUCUGGUAUCCUACCUUCAUUUAGCAUAAGAACACUUUGAAAAAUAAAAUCGUAAAGAGGAAACAUUUCAAUGUUUGGAAAACAUUUUGAGUUAGCACCUUUCAUUAAAGUUGAUGUGGAGGCGAAAGGAAGCGUCCAAAAAAAAAUUCAUGACUUCAAAGUUGUAGAGAAUUAAAUUUCCAAUCGACAUAAUGUUGUUAGUUUUUUUCUAGAGUGCUUAGUUUUUGAGUUUUUCUCAAAAAACUAAAAUUUCAUGAUAUGUGCAAAUUCAUUUUUCUGAAAAGUGAUCAAUUUAAAAAAUUUUUUCCAUUUGGUACAAACCAAUAAAAAAUGCACUCCUUGUGACUAUUUCUAACUGACAAACAUUCAAAACAAUCAAAACUGUUUAUUAACACUUUGUAUGUACGAAAUUUGCUCAAAAAAGGUGAAGUUUUUUGAGAUGUCACCUUAUAACUAAGAACAACUUGCAAUGUUGUUGAGAUUUUGAGUUAGGCCAUUUGGGUUUUUUACAUGAUCCAGAUACUGUACCCAACUCAAAGUGUUAUUUUUGGUUGAGGGGGGUCAUACAAGCCCCAAAAAUGCAAAAACAUCAAAAUCAAUUUUUUUUGAGAUGUCACCUUAUUACUCCCGAGGUGCGAAUUGUUCAUGAUACGUAAGUAUCAAAAACUUUUAUUCCUUUAUUUGAAAUAGAUGGAGAUUUUUUAAAACUGGGGUGGGGCAGAGGGGUACUGUAGAGGGGGUUAAAUUCAAAAAAAUGAUAAUAUAUCGUCAUGUAUAUCGAUUUCAUGGGUUUUGGACUCACUGAUUCCGAAUCCGGGGUUGGUUUUCACUUUGGAGCAGAUUUUCAAACAAUAUGUGCAACAAAUCAAUGAAAUUCGACUCAGCUUUCUAAUCCUCAUCUCUUACUUGAGAUCUUGGUCAAAAUUUUAAUGGGCAGAUUCAAAAUAGAAUUCAUCUUGAGUCAACAUGUUCUAUGAAAUUGCAGAAAUUCACUAAAAAGCGCCCCAACUUGUGUCUAUCUCAACUAAGAGUGCUCUGAUCGUGAAACUAAUGUCAUUUUCGAGCUCAGCGACUUCAAAAACCUUGAAAUCGAUAUGCAUGAAAGAUUUUUAUCAUGUUUUGAGGGUGCUUCAUCCCCUCCCCCCACUCUCCCACCCCAUUACAUUCCGCUGUUAAAUUGAAACCAAUAAGAAUAUAUUUUAAAUGUUUAUGGCACAUAUUAAAAACUCUGGUUCUUUUAUUUGAAGCAAGUCGAGAUUUUAAAAAUGAAGGGGGCUGAGGGGUUGCAUUGGAGGGGGUUAAUUCUGAAAAAUGAUAAUAUAUCGUCAUGUAUAUCGAUUUCAUGGGUUUCGAUGCCGCUGAUUUCGAAUCCGGGGUUACUUUUCACUUUUGAGCAAAUUUUGAAACGAUUCGAGCAAAAAAAUCAAUUUCCGGACUUCGAAUCGAUUAAAAAUAGGAAUUUUUGAAAGCUACAGUCUCUGUAUACUCUCUACCUUGCAUGCGCCACUGAUAUUUUAGCUAUAGAGAUGUAUUAUAUUAUAAGAAUGAAAAAAAAAGGUGGAAGUACCAAUGUGGAAAUCUCGCCUUGUUUACUUUUUUUCUGUACAUACGCGCAAGUGCAUCGUAACCGGAUCCUCCCGAGAUGAUCGGUGCUUCUACCUCGUUUUUAAUUGGUGCUUCCUUUGAUAUGAGAAAAAAAAUUUUGAAUAAACGUAAUAUUCCGUGAAA